This is a messenger RNA of Cloeon dipterum, 870 nucleotides long. RefSeq names its product myosin light chain kinase, smooth muscle-like. Bases 1 to 684 code for a protein of 227 amino acids. NCBI's taxonomy places the organism in Eukaryota, Metazoa, Arthropoda, Insecta, Ephemeroptera, Baetidae. The record is from RefSeq and is a predicted model, not a curated record. The transcript is spliced from 4 exons.
AUGUAUUUGAGCUGGCUCUUAUGCGCAUGCCUGUUGUUUAGCACUGCUAGCAGCUGGCACUCUUGGCACGAAGAGAAGAUUGCUGCUGGCGGUGGCACUGCUAGCCUUGCAGCUGGCGGUGGCACUGCUAGCCUUGCAGCUGGCGGUGGCACUGCUAGCCUUGCAGCUGGCGGUGGCACUGCUAGCCUUGCAGCUGGCGGUGGCACUGCUAGCCUUGCAGCUGGCGGUGGCACUGGCAGUCUCCAGUCUCAGUCUUUAGUCGUCGAAGAGGGCGCAACAGUGCGGUUCCAGUGCGCAAUCGCCGGCCACCCGACGCCCUGGGUGACCUGGGACAAGGACGGCCUGAUCCUGACGCCGUCGCGCAGACUGACCAUCAAGGAGAAAGACGAUCUGCGCCUCGUCGAAAUCAGCGAGGUGACCGUGGAGGACGCCGGCCUCUACAGAGCCACCCUGGAGAACGACGUCGGCCGCAUCGAGGGUAGCGCCAGGCUGGACGUCAUCGUGCCCGAGGAGAAAGACGCCCUGUUGAGUGGCAAGCUGUCCCGACCGCCCGGCCUGCUGUAUACCGAGUCCAUCCCACGCACCACACCCAUCCAGAAGCAAACCACCCUCCAUGCGGAGGUGCGAGGCCGACAUUUCCCAAGUGCAUCAUCACGCGGGCUUGCAAGGAUAUCCGCAAAUUGAAGCAGCAGUAGCCUCCGCCAGCUGCACAUGCAGGUGCAACCUCCGACCCUGCGGCUGCUGCCCGUCGCUGAGAGCGAUUCUUUCGUUUGGAUGUCCAGCACAACAUACCCAUGCCCGCCAGCUGCACGAGAGGCUCUAUUUUGGCGACAGAUGUUUACUGCCUGGCCCUUCGAGUUGCUUCGGCUU